CCGGGACGCUCCCCCGCCCCCCGGGGACUGCGCUGGACGUGCCCGCCCUGCGCGACGACGUCAGCGCGCCCGCGCGCGCCAGGGGAGGAGUGGGAGCUGCGGGCCUGGAGGCGCUGACGCUCCGCAGGCCCCGUCCGGCCCGGCGAUGGAGUUUCCGGACCUUGGGGCUCACUGUUCGGAGCCGAGCUGUCAGCGGUUGGAUUUUCUGCCGCUCAAGUGCGACGCCUGCUCGGGCAUCUUUUGCGCAGACCACGUGGCCUACGCCCAGCAUCACUGUGGAUCUGCUUACCAAAAGGAUAUCCAGGUACCUGUAUGCCCACUCUGUAAUGUGCCUGUUCCUGUGGCCAGAGGGGAGCCCCCUGACCGUGCUGUUGGGGAACACAUUGACAGAGACUGCCGCUCUGAUCCAGCUCAGCAAAAGCGUAAGAUCUUCACCAAUAAGUGUGAACGCUCUGGCUGCCGGCAGCGGGAAAUGAUGAAACUGACCUGCGACCACUGUGGCCGAAACUUCUGCAUCAAGCACCGUCACCCACUGGACCAUGAUUGCUCUGGGGAGGGGCACCCCACAAGUAGGGCAGGACUGGCUGCCAUCUCCAGAGCACAAGGCCUAGCUUCUUCUACAAAGACCAUCCCCAGCCCAAACCAGACCUUGCCUUCAUCUACCUCUGCCAGCAGAGCCACAGCUCAGUCUCCAUCCCGGACAGCCUCUCCAGUGAUUGCUUUGCAAAAUGGCUUGAGUGAGGAUGAGGCUCUGCAACGAGCCCUGGAACUGUCCCUGGCAGAGACCAAACCCCAGGUCCCAAGUUCUCAGGAGGAAGAAGACUUAGCUUUAGCACAAGCACUAUCAGCCAGCGAGGCAGAAUACCGACAGCGGCAGGCUCAGAGCCGCAGCUUGAAGCCGUCCAACUGCAACCUGUGCUAGGGCCUUGGGCUUGGGGAGGGAGGCUCAGCUGAGGAGGACUGUGGCCCUCGCAUCUCUAGGGUCCACAGGGAGAGGAGGCCCGGAGCAGCCUAGAGUGAAGAUGAGGAGGAGUGACGUGGAGGCCACCUGCAGGGAGCAUCAGGAGAAACAGCUUGUGGAGCUGAGCCUACAGAUGGCUCUGCUGGCCUCUCCAGCUGCAUGGGAGAGAACAGCUCUGAACUGUUCCCUGGCUGGGCCCUGGCCAGACCCCACAUGGCCCCCUGCAUCUUGACAUCCCCCGUAUACUGGGGCUCCCCCCACGUGUAGGGGGCUGGGAGGGGGAGCUAGAAAGAAUAAAGAAUCUUGGCAGUCAGUAAGACACCAAA
Messenger RNA from Orcinus orca (killer whale), 1287 nucleotides. RefSeq names its product zinc finger AN1-type containing 2B (gene ZFAND2B). Gene Ontology annotation, molecular function: zinc ion binding. Gene Ontology annotation, biological process: protein targeting to ER; proteasome-mediated ubiquitin-dependent protein catabolic process. NCBI's taxonomy places the organism in Eukaryota, Metazoa, Chordata, Mammalia, Artiodactyla, Delphinidae. The transcript is spliced from 10 exons. Gene Ontology annotation, cellular component: cytoplasm; endoplasmic reticulum. The record is from RefSeq and is a predicted model, not a curated record. Bases 146 to 922 code for a protein of 258 amino acids.